UGACAGUUGAUUCUCCCAGUGUGAAGGAGUAACAUGUGUAACAUUAUGUUGGAACCAGGUCCUGGGAGAUAAUCCUGGUAAUAUUUCUACAUUGUAACUAAUUACAAGUUUUAGGUGCUGUCCUUGUUCCGUACACAAAGAGCUGACAAUAUGAAUGAGGUACAGAGAACUGUGCUGCAAAAGCAUCACGUUGAGUUGGGGCGAGACAUCAUUGUGACUGAAGUUCUUCUUGGCGAGUGCUUCCAAAAUAAAAUAUUUGACAAUCAUCUGAUUGAGAUCAUCAGGAAUGACCCGUCACCUUCCUACAAACUGCUGAAUCUCUUGCCCACGCGGGGCCCAGAUGCCUUUGACACGUUCAUUCGGAUCAUUAAACAAGACUACCACUGGCUAGCCUCUACUCUGCAAGACAGCUUGGACAUAGAGUUGUCCAAACCCUGCACUCCCCGGCCAAGCGUGAUUCUCCCCAAACUUGACACCUCUGAAGGAGGUAUUUGCUCUCCACGGUUGAUGUCAUUGGGGUCACCAACAGAUGAGGAGGAGGGAGGCGAAAUACGAAGCCGAGUCACAACUUUUAUGAACCGCAAUUUCGGACUCAACAGAAAAUUAUCUCAGGCAGAUAAGCGUGCAAUUGAACAAUUUAUUACAGAUCAGGCGAAGAUUGAGCGUGAAAAACAACGGACAACUUCAACCUCUACAACAAACGAGGAUGCCAUGGAAAGUCCUGAUAUCUUUGAAUCCUCAGACAUUGUGAAAAAGAACCUGUUUGAUUGUUACAUCAAGAUGAAUGUGCACAUGAAGGCUUUACACAAUGGAGAUGAAAAACAGUUGGCUGGUCGAGAUGAGGGUGUCACAGAGUCUUCUAUGACAUUCAAUAUAUUACAACUGCAAAUAGACACGCUUCUCAACCGAUUAGAGAAAGUGGAAGAUCAGAUAUCUCAAUGUUAUGAUUCGCUGAGUGACAAUGAAAGGUGUGACCCUCUGUCCAAACACAUUGAUAGUCUAAUUUUCCAGUUGACAUCCAAUGAGAAAUUACUAGAGGACGAACUCAGAAAGACCGAAACAAUGACGGAUGAGCUCUACAUCUUAUCAAUGGACAACAAGAAAAUGCUUCAAAAAUCACAGUUAAGAGAUGUUGAACUUGAGGUAAAGAGAAAUCAGGUGACAAAUCUGCAAAGGGAGGUAAUAGCCUCACAAAAAGAGAUUGAUCGUCUAACUGGGAUGCAUAAACAACAUCUGGAAAAGGAAAAGACUUUAAUAAACCUCAGGGAAAUGGUAGAAGAUUUAAAAUCCAGUCAACGUACCAUACAAGAGGAAAAAGACAAUUUAAGUAAGAAACUGAGUGAACAAGAUUCUCGAUCACCACGGCGACAAAUAUCUAAAAAUAGCCGGUUUACGGGAUUGACAACUACUCGCGCCCGACAGCCUACAAGGAGAAAACAGAUCAGUAACAUUGGAAAUUAUCGAGUCAAUCAACCAUAGCAUUGACAAAGAUUAAUCAAGGUUAUCAUUAUCAUAGAUCAAUGGAGCAAAACAUGCAAGUCAUGUUGUCUACCAACUUUAUCUAAACCAUGGAUCAACAAAGCAAUUUCCUAUCAUUGGUCAAGAAACAUGUAGUCCAAAGCAAAUUACAGUGUUGUACUGGACCAGGUUGAUCUUCGGUGACCAGGUGGCUCAAUCAGUAGAGCAUCCAGCUAGUGUUCGGAGGUCCCAGGUUCAAACUCUGGUCUAGCCAUGCAUUUUUCCACAACAUUAUUAUGACCACAGCAUUGUCUUAUAUCAUUAUGAAGCACAUUAUUCAAUGCGUGAGUCAUUAUUGAUAUAAAAUCAGUCAUUACAAACAUGUUUAAUCAAAGAAUUGAGUUGCAGGUCAACCAAAGAUAUUAAUUUCUUGAUAUAAAAUUGCAAAUUGAUAUAAAUGAUGUAACUAUUGCAUCUUCCGCUUACCAUAUUUAUAUGGAAAAAAAAAACCUUCACAUUUUUUCGGAAUCAUCAAAUUUAAAAUAAUAAGUUGAAAAGAAGUUCAGAAAUAAGCCCCUCACAUUAUUUACAGUCUAUAAAAUAUUUCAAUUAAUGAUAAAUAUGUUUGACAUAUUAAACUUCAGGGUUCAGAACCAAAUCUGGUGGGUUACUUCUUCAUUAUCUGAUGUAUUCUGCAGACCUGCCAACCUUUCAAAUUCAAAAAUAGUAAUUUGGCCCAUUUUUGAGCAAAAAAAGAGUAAUUCUUAACAAUUCUUGCCAAAUCUAUUGCAUCAAAAAGAGUAAUUUGCUACUAUUUCGAGAGAAAAAAGAGUAACGACCACCACAAAAUAGUAAAGAUUACUAUAAAAUAGUAGUAGUUGGCAGGUCUGAUUCUGUAGUAGAACGUAUUAUAAACAAAUAUGUGUCACUAAGUUGUGAUCACAAUUGAUUAGGCCAUUUUAUGAGGACAGUUUAUCAAAACAAGUUGACAGUUUGUCAAACCAAGUUGACAGUUUAUCCAACCAAAUUGACAGUUUGUCAAACCAAGUUGACAGUUUAUCAAGUCAAGGUGACAGCUUAUCAAACCAAGUUGACAGUUUAUCAAGCUGAAUCGACAAUUUGUCAAUUAAGCCAAGUCAACAAUUUAUCAAGUUGAGUCGACAGUUUAUCAAGCUUAAUCGGCAGUUUAUCUUACCAAGUUGACAGUUUAUCAAGCUUAAUCGGCAGUUUAUCUUACCAAGUUGACAGUUUAUCUAACCAAGUUGACAGUUUAUCUAACCAAGUUGACAGUUUAUCUUACCAAAUUGACAGUUUAUCAAACCGAGUUGACGGUUUAUCUAACCAAGUUGACAGUUUAUCUGACCAAAUUGACAGUUUAUCAAACCAAGUUGACAGUUUAUCCAACCAAAUUGACAGUUUAUCAAACCGAGUUGACGGUUUAUCUAACCAAAUUGACAGUUUACCAAACUGAGUUGACAGUUUAUCUAACCAAAUUGACAGUUUGUCAAACCAAGUUGACAGUUUAUCAAACCAAAUUGACAGUUUGUCAAACCAAGUUGACAGUUUAUCAAACCAAGUUGACAGUUUAUCAAGCUUAAUCGACAGUUUAUCUUACCAAGUUGACAGUUUAUAUAACCAAGUUGGCAGUUUAUCAAGUCAAGGUGACAGCUUAUCAAACCAAGUUGACAGUUUAUCUGACCAAGUUGACAGUUUAUCUGACCAAGUUGACAGUUUAUCUGACCAAGUUGACAGUUUCUCAAACUGAGUUGACAGUCUAUCAAGUCAAGUUGACAGUUUAUCAAGCUGAAUCGACAAUUUGUCAAUUAAGCCAAGUCAACAAUUUAUCAAGCUGAGUCGACAGUUUAUCAAGCUUAAUCGGCAGUUUAUCUUACCAAGUUGACAGUUUAUCAAGCUUAAUCGACAGUUUAUCUUACCAAGUUGACAGUUUAUCAAGCUUAAUCGACAGUUUAUCAUACCAAGUUGACAGUUUAUCUAACCAAGUUGACAGUUUAUCGGGCAGAGUCAACAGAUGUUUUUAAAGCUUGUUUGUAGAAUUGUUAGAAGAUUCAGUAUUAUUUGUUUGUGUUGUUACUUUUGCAAAUAUAUUUUUCUUGAAGCAUGUUACCUAUCAUUUCCCUUUUUUUUUCUUUAUUCUUGUUUUUAUUUGAAAUUGCAAUAACAGUAAAUUUGUGUCUUAAGCAAACUUAAGUUACAUUUUCAUAUGUAUUAAAGUUUUUUGACUGACAGUAAGUAUAUAUUUAUAUUCAUUUCAAUUA
This is a messenger RNA of Pecten maximus, 3734 nucleotides long. RefSeq lists its product as uncharacterized. Bases 151 to 1479 code for a protein of 442 amino acids. Gene Ontology annotation, biological process: regulation of apoptotic process. Lineage: Eukaryota; Metazoa; Mollusca; Bivalvia; Pectinida; Pectinidae. The transcript has 4 exons. The record is from RefSeq and is a predicted model, not a curated record.